AUGGCAUCCUUUUCAGUUGGGGAUGUGCGUCCUGCCGGGGAUCAUGAUGUCAGGGUUUUUAGAAAUUUGAUGGAUGAUGAUUCCCAGUGGCGGAAGGUGUUUUCGAAAAAAGAAACUGUUGUCUCUAUAAAAGGGUCUGAUAGUUCUUCAAUCCACAUGGUCAAAGUUAAAACCAAUGUGGAUGGCCUUUCAGCUGCGGAUCUUUUCGAUACACUGAUGGACCCAAAUUAUCGCAGAUCUUGGGAUAAGUACAUGGUGGAAGGCUACGACCUUUGCCUUGUUAGCCCAAACACAGAUAUUGGCUAUUACCUUGUUAGGUCCUUUCCGCCAUUCAAACACAGAGAUUCCGUGACUCUCAGAUCUUGGUUUCAGUUUGAAAAUGAAUUCGUUAUCAUGAAUCACUCUGUGUUCCAUGCGGCAGCCCCUCCUAGAAAGGAGUACGUUCGUGCUAUUUCAUAUUUGAGCGGCUACAUUGUUCGAAGGACGGGUCCAAAUUCGUGCUUUUUUGGGUUCGUAACUCAGUCUGACCCAAGAGGCAAAUUCCCAUCCUGGGCCGUGAACCGGAUAGCUCAAAUCAUUGCUCCCAAGACGGUGUCGAUGCUGAUAAAGGCAGCGCGGGCAUAUCCAGAGUGGAAGGCGCAGAACUCACCGACGGUGAAACCAUGGCUCUUUCCGGAACAGAACAAACUGGAGCCGCUGAAUGCAUCUGACGUGUGCUCUUUGCCAGACGUGAAUAUUGCAGCAGUGGACGAGGAUGAGCAACGUCAGAUUACCGAUGAGGUGCCUCCUCUCGCCGAUUUUGGAGACUCCACCUCUAGCCUUGGGGAUUUUGAGGAUGAUGCGAAAGAAAAGGUCACCAUAGAAGACUCCAUAGUAUCGUCAGACGCAUCUAGGUCCGCUCAACAUCAAACCAUAGAAGGAACGCCUUGCUCCACUCACGGAAGUCCAACUUCUAGCCCUGGUGAUUUCAACGAUAAAGAGAACGAAAAGAUUGUAAGAGAAGGAACCAUCAUGAACCAGAGCUCUCCCAGACCAGUCCAGCAGCCGGUCACCAUUGGAUGA
This is a messenger RNA of Hydatigera taeniaeformis, 1062 nucleotides long. Lineage: Eukaryota; Metazoa; Platyhelminthes; Cestoda; Cyclophyllidea; Taeniidae. The record is from the annotation of a GenBank genome assembly.